AUGGACAGUGACGAAGUGGCAGAAUCAAAACCAUCAUGUGUGUUUUUCAAGAAACCUAUAAAUCGUGGUAAUGCAAAAUUGAAAACGUCAACAACCUCAACAUCGUCAAAACGCAAACAGGAAUCAAAGUCUUCUUCAUCCUCAUCGGAUGAAGAAAUAAAUGUAUCUUCUUUGCGUUCAAAUCGUAUUCAAAAGGGUCUUGUUACCAUGUCGGGGGCAAAAUCAUUUAGAAAAAAUCGGCAAACUGACGAUGAUGAUGAAAAACUGUUCAAUGUUAAUUUUGAAUCUGAUCGUACAAAUACCCGUCAAGGACCUCGAGAUCAAGGUGCAACAGCCAUAACAGAAAUUGAUCCAGAUUUCAAUAACGAUCAACAAAGUAUAUUUCAGCGAGCAAAAAAGAUCAACGAGGAUUUGAAGAAUAAGGAGGAUGACAAAAUUUAUCGUGGAAAUAAUUAUUAUCAGCAAUUUUAUGAAAAAAAAGAUACGGCACAAGGGAAUGCUAGUAGUGGACUUGUGAGAAAUAAAGGUCCAAUUCGGGCACCAGCCCAUUUACGUGUCAGUGUUCGAUGGGAUUAUCAGCCUGAUAUCUGUAAAGAUUACAAAGAAACAGGCUAUUGUGGCUUUGGUGAUUCAUGUAAAUUUCUACACGAUCGUUCUGAUUAUAAACAUGGUUGGCAAUUAGAACGUGAAUGGAAUGAACAAAAUUAUGGUGGCGUUGAUAAUGACAGUGCUCGAUAUUUGGUGAAAAAUACUGCAAAUCAAGCAUCGUGGUCAUCAUUUUCAAAGAAACAUCAGCACAAUCCGACAGAAGACGGUGAAGAUGAGGACGAGCAAGACGUUGAUGGUUUACCGUUUCGAUGUUUGAUAUGUCGUAAAUCAUUUAAGGAGCCAGUAGUGACUAAAUGUCGACAUUAUUUUUGUGAAACAUGCGCAAUACAACAAUAUCGUUCAACUCAAAAAUGUUUUAUUUGCAAUGAAAAUACAAGUGGCAUAUUUAUGCCGGCAAAUGAUAUUAUUAAAAAAUUAAAACUGCAACAACAAGAACAAGAACAGCAUCAAAAAACCACUAAAAAUGGAAGGUCGAAUGAAACUGCGACUAAUGAUCUGGAUGAUGAAAGUGAUGAUUCAGGAUGA
Messenger RNA from Didymodactylos carnosus, 1134 nucleotides. Lineage: Eukaryota; Metazoa; Rotifera; Eurotatoria; Philodinida; Philodinidae. The record is from the annotation of a GenBank genome assembly.